AUGACCAAAGCACAAGUGGCUCCAAAAGAAGUGUUUGGCAGUUCUGGACGGACUGACCUCAGCUGUGGCUUUGAUGUGGGGAUGAAGCUGGAGGCUGUUGAUCGCAUGAACCCGUCUCUGAUCUGCGUUGCCACGGUGACCGAUGUGGUCGACAACCGCUUCCUGGUGCACUUCGACAACUGGGACGACACCUACGACUACUGGUGCGACUGCAGCAGCCCGUACAUCCACCCCAUCGGCUGGUGCCAGGAGAGAAACCUCCCCCUCACCCCUCCACAAGAGCUCCACAGAGGAGGGGGGGGGGGGGCAGAGCGCACACUUGCCCAGCAACAUGCUUACAUCAUCAGGCACGCGCGGAGCUGUCCCCCUGGUGUCCCCCUGGUGUCCUCCCUGGUGUCUCCCCUGGUGUCCCCCCUGGUGUCCUCCCUGGUGUCUCCCCUGGUGUCCUCCCUGGUGUCUCCCCUGGUGUCCUCCCAGGUGUCUCCCCUGGUGUCUCCCCUGGUGUCCCCCCUGGUGUCUCCCCUGGUGUCCUCCCUGGUGUCUCCCCUGGUGUCUCCCCUGGUGUCUCCCCUGGUGUCCCCCCUGGUGUCUCCCCUGGUGUCCCCCCUGGUGUCUCCCCUGGUGUCUCCCCUGGUGUCCUCCCUGGUGUCUCCCUGGUGUCUCCCCUGGUGUCUCCCCUGGUGUCUCCCCCGGUGUCUCCCCGGUGUCUCCCCUGGUGUCUCCCCUGGUGUCUCCCCGGUGUCUCCCCGGUGUCUCCCCUGGUGUCUCCCCUGGUGUCUCCCCUGGUGUCUCCCUGGUGUCUCCCCUGGUGUCUCCCCUGGUGUCUCCCCCGGUGUCUCCCCGGUGUCUCCCCUGGUGUCUCCCCUGGUGUCUCCCCCGGUGUCUCCCCGGUGUCUCCCCUGGUGUCUCCCCUGGUGUCUCCCCUGGUGUCUCCCCUGGUGUCUCCCCUGGUGUCUCCCCUGGUGUCUCAGAGAGCUGCAGGUCUGA
Messenger RNA from Knipowitschia caucasica, 987 nucleotides. The record is from the annotation of a GenBank genome assembly. Lineage: Eukaryota; Metazoa; Chordata; Actinopteri; Gobiiformes; Gobiidae.